AUGACUUCUCUUGCAUGGCUGCACACGCUGGAUCAUGUGACGGCAGCAAAUCUAAGUUUUGCUUUCAUGAUAUCAACUUUCAUUAGCAAGUCAUCAUCAGCCACAACUGUUGGGUUCUCGAUAUUCAUAAUUGGUUUUCUAACUCAGCUCGUUACAGUAGGCACGUUUCCAUAUUCUAGCCACUUCUCAAAAAUAUAUCGUGUUGUAUGGUCUCUAUUCCCCCCCAACCUUCUUGCCAAAGCUCUUGGUUUGCUUGGCAAUGCAACAGCUACCUCUGAAGGCAAAGGAAUCAGUCGGCGCAACCGUGGAGAAUGCACCACGUUUGAACCUAAUUGUGUGAGAACUAUUGUGGCUCAUAUCAACAUUCUUUUUAUGGUUCAUUUUGACAAUUUAUUUUGCCUUCUUGGACCUAACGGAGCUGGGAAAACUACCUUGAUUAAUUGUCUUACUGGUAUUACACCAGUUACAGGAGGAGAUGCAUUAAUUUAUGGAUAUUCUGUUCGGAGUUCAGUGGGUAUGUCAAAAAUCCGAAGGAUGAUUGGAGUCUGUCCGCAAUUUGAUAUCUUAUGGGAUGAAUUAUCAGCUCUAGAACAUUUGCAUCUAUUUGCUAGUAUUAAAGGUUUGCCUCCAUCUAGGAUUAAAUCGGUAGCUGAAAAGUCAUUAGCAGAUGUAAAACUCAUUGCUGCUGCUCGAGUUAGAUCUGGAAGCUAUAGUGGAGGAAUGAAGCGUCGGCUUAGUGUUGCAAUAGCCCUCAUUGGAGAUCCAAAAUUGGUCUUUUUGGAUGAGCCAACUACUGGUAUGGAUCCAAUCACUCGAAGGCGUGUUUGGGACAUAAUAGAGGACGCAAAGAGAGGACGAGCUAUUGUUUUGACAACCCAUUCCAUGGAGGAAGCUGACAUUUUAAGUGACCGGAUAGCCAUUAUGGCGAAGGGAAAACUGCGGUGUAUAGGAACCUCUAUACGACUCAAGUCUAGAUUUGGAACUGGUUAUGUUGCUAAUAUAAGUUUCCUUGGCAACACACCAGGUCAAACUCACAAUGUUUAUGGUAUCACACCAGUAUACAAUCCUCACCUUGAGCUUGUGAAGCAGUUCUUCAAAGAUCGACUCCAUGUGGAGCCUAAAGAGGAGAACAAGACAUUUUUUACUUUCACCAUACCCCACAACAGAGAGGAGCUUCUCGCAAACUUUUUUGCAGUGCUCCAAGAUAGAGAAAAGGAAUUUGGCAUUUUGGACACACAACUUGGUUUAACAACACUCGAAGAAGUGUUUCUAAAAAUAGCACAACUGGCAGAGCUGGAAAGUUCUUCCACUGAGGAGAACCUAGUUACCCUGAACUUGUCAUCUGGAUCCUCAAUUCAGAUUCCAAAGGGAGCCAGGUUUGUUGGGAUUCCUGGAACAGAAUCAUCUGAGCAUCCAAGAGGCCUGAUGGUAGAAGUCUACUGGGGGCAGGAUGACACCGGAACACUCUGCAUCUCUGGGCAUUCACCUGAGACCGAUGUGCCUCGGAAUGUUCGACUGACAGUGAAUCAAGCACGUUCCCGCAUAGGCUUAUACGAUGUUCCUGUUGGAUUCGUCAUAGAUUCAAAUUAG
Musa acuminata AAA Group (dessert banana) is the source of this 1590-nucleotide messenger RNA. Its product is annotated as ABC transporter A family member 2-like. Gene Ontology annotation, cellular component: membrane; intracellular membrane-bounded organelle. Lineage: Eukaryota; Viridiplantae; Streptophyta; Magnoliopsida; Zingiberales; Musaceae. Gene Ontology annotation, molecular function: ATP hydrolysis activity; ABC-type transporter activity; ATP binding. The transcript is spliced from 11 exons. Gene Ontology annotation, biological process: transmembrane transport; lipid transport. The record is from RefSeq and is a predicted model, not a curated record. Bases 1 to 1590 code for a protein of 529 amino acids.